Molecule: messenger RNA, 270 nt
Organism: Daldinia childiae
Lineage: Eukaryota; Fungi; Ascomycota; Sordariomycetes; Xylariales; Hypoxylaceae
Exons: 3
Coding region: 1-270 (89 amino acids)
Source: RefSeq, a predicted model, not a curated record
AUGUCUUCGACUGGAGGUCCUGUCACCACCAGUGGAAACUCAUUUGCUGGAGCAGAACGAAAUGCCGGUGGAGCUUUGAAGCAUAGUCUCCCCAUGCCAGGACUAUCCGGCAGUGCUAACGGGCCAGUUGGCAACCUGCUCAAGGGCCCCGUUGAUGAGUCCGGUAAGCUUAAGGAUGCCGCCCUCUUGGUCGGGAUCAAGCUGGAUCUAGAGGCUGAAGUACAUGCUACGGCUAGGGUCCGUGGUGAUAUUGUGGUUGGGCUAUAUUGA